Molecule: messenger RNA, 11726 nt
Organism: Lytechinus pictus (painted urchin)
Lineage: Eukaryota; Metazoa; Echinodermata; Echinoidea; Temnopleuroida; Toxopneustidae
Product: FH1/FH2 domain-containing protein 3-like
Exons: 43
Coding region: 1-7890 (2629 amino acids)
Biological process (GO): cortical actin cytoskeleton organization
Cellular component (GO): cytoskeleton; cytoplasm
Molecular function (GO): actin filament binding
Source: RefSeq, a predicted model, not a curated record
AUGUCUUACGAAGAAGAUCCACUGCAGAAUUGCUCUUCAGAAUCAGAUGUUGAUGACAAAGAUCUUGUCCAUGAAUUUGUUAGCUGCGAUGGCCUCGACUGCCUCAUCAAGCUUGGCUCUGAGGCUGACCAGAACUACCAAAAUUAUAUCCUAAGAGCUAUUGGUCAGAUCAUGCUGUAUUUGGAUGGUAUGAACGGAGUGAUUGAACACAAUGAAACAAUAAAAUGGCUAUACUCGUUACUCGAUAUACAGCAUCGUCUUGUGACCAAGUCAGCUCUAAAGCUCCUUCUUGUGUUUGUGGAAUACACGGAAACCAAUGCCCAACUUCUACUGCAGUCCACAAAGGAGGUGGAUGGGAAGAAUCAUAACAAGGCAUGGCACAAUCUAAUGGAGCUUCUAAAGGAUGAAGGGCAGGAUGCUGAAAUCAUGACCUAUGUUAUGACCCUCUUUAAUAAGACUCUCAAUGCCAUCCCAGAUCAGGACUCCUUCUAUGACAUCACAGAUGGCUUAGAGGUUCAAGGUAUGGAACAGGUUACACAGAGGCUAACGGGACGGUCUGGAACGGAUCUAGACCUGAUGGAGCAGAUUCGCAUCUAUGAGUUUGCUCUCAAGCAUGAAGACGGUGAAGAGGACAUCCCGAUGCAACAGAAGCAAAGCUUACGCAAGGCACGGCGGAGCAUGGACCCUGCCACAGACCGGAAGAGCAUGAGGUCACUUCGGACCACGCCCGAAUGGGGCAACGAUGUCAACAAGAGGGUUUCUCUGGACCCUAAGCUGCGUAGUACGCCGGAGGAGACGUCAUCGAAUAGCGGGAGCGAGGAUUGUCUGUCGGCACAGAGGAGGAGAAGGGAAAGGAGAAGAGGGCUGUCAGCGCAGAAUUAUGACGAAGGGACCACACCCACCUCAUCACAGAACGGCAACGAAAGCGACAUGAUGAUGACAUUAGAAGAGAGGAGGCAGAGGAUACGAGAGAGGAACAAUGCCAUGAACUCUGACAGCACCCCAAGUACUCCUAGUGGGGACCAGAAUGCUGCACCCAAAAAGCGACACAAGCUAUCCAUCCGAGCUGUUGUAAAAGAAGAGAGCACGGCCGAUAUCCUCGGCGCCUCCCCUCAAACCCCCCAAACAGAUCCUCUUAGAAAUGAAAAGAAUCAGUCGUCAGAAUCUUCAACCAACCAAUCAUCAUCUCGCAAUGACAGCAAUGCUAAUGAUGAUUGUGAUUUUGUUAUGCGUGGACCAAUGUCACCUUCUGUCGUCUUGGCAACAAGUUCAACAGAUGGCCACGCUUCCAAACCGCCAUGGUCACCCGAUGACCAGCAUAUUACCCAGAAUGCAGUAGAGCACGUAGAGAGCAUGGAAGGGGAGAGUCAGGAAAAGGGAACUGAUCACCAGAAGUGUGAUCCUGGUAGUUGUCAUGGCAACAAAGAAAAUAAAGAAGAUAGUCCUAAAGAGGAUGAAGAUAAUCUUGAGCAGGAUUCAUCUGAUGAUGAUCAUAAGGAUGAAGUUACGCAUCCUCUUCAUGAAGAGGGAGAAGAUAAUAAAGAUAAAGUUGAAGAGGCAGAUGAUGUUGAAGAGGAGUACAAUGAUGACAGUGAAGAUGAUGAUGAAGAUGACAAAACUGAAGACCAAAAUAUUGAUGCAGAGAGAGGAAUUAAAGAUGAAGAUGGAGAAAUUAAUGUAGAUCAGGAGGAAUCCCCACUGGAAGAUAUAAGUUGCCAUGACAACCCAAAGGAUGACAGCUCUGGUGGAGAUCGUCUGAGGCCGGUGAUGAAGGCGGAAUCAGGCAAAGAGAAUGGGGAGGAUGAGAACCAUGGAACCUGGCCCUCCCCUGCAAGGAGGCGGAAACAGUACGAGAGGAAUGCACAGAAUCCACGGCAGAAGAAGAAGGAUGAGGACGAUGGGGAUGACAUCAUGGCGUUGCUCCGAGGAGGGUCAUCGUCGGGGCCGAAAAAUGAGGAUACAAACUCUAGAGGAUCGGUUGAGAAUGGCAGUGAACUGAACCACUCAGUGGUGGUUACAAGGACUCGUAAGGCUGCUAAACCUGAAGAAACAAAAGAACUAGAGGAUCCAAAGCAAACAUCUGGUAGACCAAGAGAAACGGACAGUCCUGCUAAUGAAAGGGUAGAAGAGAAAGCUGCCGAAAUGACGGAGGAUGCAGCAAGCAUUACUUUGAAGAGACCAACGAAUGAACAGAAUGUUGAUGCUGCUGGAAAGGAUAUAGAGAUGAGGAAUGUAGAAAAAGAGAAUGAGACCAAAGUGGAGAAGAGUAAUGGUUCUAAAGGGGGAUCGUCAAAGAAGCCUGUUGAGAGGCGAAGAAGCAUCAAGGCCAUGGUGAGCAUCACUAAGGAGGAAGAACAGAUUGUGGAGGAAACCAAUGAUAUCAAACCUGAUGAAACAAGUGACAAAUCUGCUGAAGAAUCAAGGAAGGAUGAGACUAAACAGAAGGAGAAUCUAAAAGACCAAACCAAUGAUGGGCUGAAGCUUAAUGGCGAGGUUAAGAAGAAAAACAAGUUGAAUAGGGAGGAUGGUAAAGAGAAAGGGCAGGAGAAUGACAAGAUUGAGAAUGGAAGCCUCAAAGGCAAAGGAAGGGGAAGGUCGCAGAGAACCAUGAAUAAUAAAAUAUUUGCCAAUGAGAAGGAAGAUGACUUGAUGACGCUGCUGACAGGAGGUGUUUCAUUACCAAGGAACUUCAAGACCAAAGAUCACAAACACAGGUGUCCCGGGGAACACACGAAAAAUGGGACGAUGGAGCGUAAGAAUGGAAAGGGAGGAGAGAAGAAGAAAGGGAAGGAUGAGACUGAUUUUGGCACUUGGCCAAGGAAGAAGAAAAAAGAUGUUGAAGAGAAGAAGAUUGAUAAAGAGGAAGACAUCAUGGCAUUCUUGAAGGGUGGCUUGGAUGCUACAAGCGAUGCAGAAGAGGAGGAAGAAGAAGAAGUGAAGGGACACAUCUGUGAAAUCUGUGGACAGAACCUUGAUGAGAUGUAUGAUGAAGAGGAGGAAGAAGAGGAGAAUGCGGAAGAGGUGGGAGAGGGAGAGGAGGAGGAAGAAGAAGAAGAGGAGGAAGAAGAAGAAGAGGAGGAAGAAGACAAGAACAAGGAUGAGUACUCGACCAAAUGUGAAGAGACCCUUGAGGAAGUCGACAAGGAACCAGAGCUUUUCAGACGUCACACCCAGAAGAACAAAAACAUGGAUGAUCUGCUGAUGAUCCUUAGGAGUGGUAGCCAGAGUGGACCAACUCCAGAUGAGGAAGAUGAUGAGGAUGAGGAGGAGGAUGAAGGAGAUGAGACCUCAACCUCUGAAGAAGAUGUUACUGUCAAGGAAAAGCCUAAAAGUUUGUGGGGAAUGUCAAGUGAGAAUAUCAAUUCUGACUCAUCAUCCAUUCUCUAUGGAGAUACUAGUGCUGACAAAUGGGCUCGCCUGGCUAACCCUGAACCCAUCUUGCGGAGGACACAUUGGGGUCUGCUGCCCUCUACAUGGAUCCCUUACUGCCCGGGAGAGCUAGCCAGUUCCCCAUAUGCCACACUCCCAAGACAGAAGCACCCUGUAACCACCAGGAGCUCAUCCGUUACCUCCAAGCCCCCUACAGGGGUAACCUCUACACCCCCAUCUACCUCUUACACUUCCUCCACCACCCCUCGCUCCAGCUCCAGGGGUACGGAGAGGAGUUACGGUGAUGGGAGGACAGAUAGUUCUACCAGAAACAGGAGCUCGGAGAAUAGUUAUACCGAUAGGCGGGCAGAGAGGGGUACAGACAGGGGGACGGAUAGGGAUAAAUACAGCUCCAGUUCAACAAGUGACUCCUCCUAUUCCCGAUCAAACCGUGAAUACCGUCGUUCGUCGUCGUCGUACGAGCCUUCUUCAAGGAAGAGCAGUGUAUCAUCCCGACCUGCCGAACCUUCAAUCGAUGAAGACAGGACGAGUAGUUACACGCCGUACUCGAGCAGCCGAGAUUCGGUGCGACGUUCAGCGUCCACCGAUCAGCCGUCAUCUUCCUAUUCCUCGUACAGGAGUGACAGGCUAUCGAGAUUGGGAGACACUACAUCCGUGGUCAGUGUACCACGAUCCCCCACUUCCCCCUCCUCCCCCUCGUCAUCGUAUAGCCAAAACGUCACUCCUCGAUCGUACCGUCGCUCGACCUCCAUCGAGUCUGUCAAGUCGCCGACAACGAAGUCCCCUACGACAACCAAGAAGGAACCUGAGAAUGAUAUAAUGGCCCUCCUUUCAUCAGGCGAUGCAUCUAAAGACAGGAGCUCAACUACCAGCAGCACAGCCUCUUCAUCUUCUAAACAGUCAAGUACAAUAAUUAAGCCCUCGUGGCAAUUUGAUGAAGGCUACGACACGCUUCCUUCAACAUCAUCCUCAAACUCAAAGUCUAAAACAGACGAUGAACUUUGGGAGAAGUAUAACAGUGAUUCUUAUGCUCAGAAGAGGAAAGAACGACGAGAACAAUUGAGAAAAUAUCUUGAAGAGGACACGCCCCUCAUACCAUCAAGGUUAGAACGGUCUUCAUCAACAAUGUCCACAGACUCCACAGAAAGUUCAAGAACAUCUUCAUCAAGGAGAACAGACACAACGCCCAGUACAUCAAUGGAUGUCUCAUCUGGAAGUGUAUCGUAUAGAAGGAGACGGAAUAGAGAUACAGAUAAUGAAUCUAUUGCAUCCACAGACACAACUGAAACCAAGAAAGAAGAGUUAACCAUGUCUUCCUAUGUUCCAAGGUCAAGAAGGAGACAUGAAGCUGUUGAAGAGAAACCCGCUGAAGAAAAAUCGGCCGAAAACAGCACAUCUUUGAGCAUGCCGUAUAGAAGCAGGAGACGACGAAUGCUUGAUGAUACAACUAAAACGACUACCAAUCAGGAAUCAUCAAGUACGAAAUCCUCUGAGAGAAGGCCGAGAGACAGGACGACAUCUGAGUCUUCAGAUAAAACCACUGAAAGCAAGGACUUAAAGAAACCUGAUUAUCUUACAAAUGGCAUCGCUGCACGUAGGAGCAGACAAGCAGAAGAAAAGAAGGAAAAUAAAACGGAGAAGACGUCAACAGUAAACGAAGUGAAGGCAUCCACUCCGCAAACAAAGAAAGAUACUGACACCAGAUCGGCUAAUCUUAUAUUAGAUCAGUUGAGAGGCGGUGAUGUCAAAGCCAAACCAGUUGAAAAUGGUGAUAUUUCUGCAAUCUCAAACACUGAUGAUGAAACAUCAAGUAGAUACAGAUGGAGAAGAGAGAAGGAAGCUGACAAGAAGGAGAAACCAGAAGAAACCAAGGUGGUGAAUGGUGAAACAUCUUCAGUGCGUAAACCAAAUGAAGGCGUAGAAACCAAGAAGAAAGAUGAGAUCAGGGAACCAGUCCAAGACAAACCAGCAGACACCAAAGAUGAGGAGAAGAAACUCAAUCAAAAUAUAAAGAGAGCUUUUAUUGUGAAAAAACCUCAAAUCCAGAUAGAAGAAACAGAGGAGAAGAAAAAGGAAGAAACUUCAGAAAAUGAAAAGAACAAGGAACCUAGUGAAGAGGAGACAGAGGAAGUAGUUGUGCCUUUGAAACCAGUUGUAACAGAUACUAAAUCUGCUGUCACAACUACAGACGAAAAUGAACAAGCACCAAAAGAGAUUGUUGAAAAUGGAAAGGCCCAGACUGAUCCGUCAGAUCGCGGGAAUUUAUUGUCCGUGACGACCAGUGAUCAGGAAGAGAAUGGUUCAUCGGGUAAGGUGUCACGGAAGGUAUCGACUACCUUGCAGAAUGUGAAAAAAUUGGAAGAGCGCAAGGUAGAACUUCAGGAAGUGAAAGAGAAAGAGGAGGAGGAGAAAAAGAAGUUGCAAGAGGACAAGGAAAUCUUGAACAAUAGCGGUGCUGUUCAGUCUAUGCAUAAACAGUUACAACAGCAACAGGAAAAAUCUGAGGAUCAGAAGGAGAAGACAGGGCCACGUGGUGAUGUUAGUGGGAAGAUCAGUCAAGCCAUUGAGGGUAUCAAGGUCAGUAAUGUUGCUCCGAAGCAACCGGAACCUGUAGAGCCCAAGGAGGAUGAGAGCAAGAAGGAAGAAGAAGCUUGGGAGGAGGUUCUGAAGCUUAACGAUCGCGAGCUGCGGGUUAACAAAUGGGACUUCACCGAUCUGGGUCGGGAUGAUGACAAAGAUGUCCUCAAGCCGAUCCCGUUGAUGAUGGGUAUUGUACCUUACAUGACUGCCGCUGAUGGGGCGCCGCCACCACCACCACCUGUUCCUGGUCUAGGUGGACCCCCUCCACCGCCCCCUGUCCCUGGUGCUCCGCCUCCACCUCCCGCCAUUGGGGGGCCAGGGGCGCCUCCACCACCACCACCAGUCAUCGGCAGCAACACCUUCCCCAAAUCAAAGAAGAAGAAGACCGUCCGCCUCUUCUGGAAAGAGACCCAGCCAGAAACGAUGACUUUGGGAAGGAACGGUAUCAAAUCCACCAUUUGGACUCAGCUGGAUGAUGUCAACCUCGACGGUAAAAAGCUAGAACAUCUCUUUGAGUACAGAGGAAAAGAUCUCAUUACAAAGAAAGCGAUGGAGGCAAACAAGAAGAACUUCAUCACGGUGCUAGAUCCGAAGAAAUCCAACGCAAUCAACAUCGGACUAACUGUACUCCCACAACCACGGUCCAUCAAACAAGCUAUCUUGAAUAUGGAUAGCAUGGUGAUGAACAAAGAGGGCGUGGAGAAACUGUUGAGUAUGGUACCAUCCGAAGAAGAGGUUGCUAGGAUACAGGAAGCCAUGGUAGCAAACCCUGAUGUGCCUUUAGGAUCAGCUGAGCAGUUCCUUCAUAUGUUAUCAACCAUCAGUGGUUUGGAAGCGAGACUCAAUCUAUGGCUCUUCAAAAUGGACUAUGAUAACAUGGAAGAGGAAGUUGCAGAACCAAUGGCUGACCUGAAGAAAGGCAUAGAAGACCUGAGAGAAUCCAAAACAUUCAAGAAGAUCUUAUCAACAUUGCUUGCCAUUGGAAACUUCUUGAACGGCGGAAGAGCUGCUGGUUUUAACCUAGAGUACUUGAGUAAGGUUCCUGAAGUCAAAGACACAGUCCACAAACAAUCGCUCCUUCAUCAUCUUUGUUCAACGGUCAUGGAACAGUUCCCGGAUAGCUCGGACUUCUUCUCAGAGGUUGGAACUAUCUCAAGAUGUGCAAAGGUUGACUUUGACCAACUAACAAUCAAUCUUGCCAAGUUAGAAGAACAGUGUAAGGUGUCAUGGGACCAUCUUCAAGUCAUUACGCAACAUGAGAAAACAUCACAGAAUAAAAACAAGUUACAUGAUUUUCUACAAGAUUGUGCCAAGAGAAUUAUAGUACUCAAGAUAGUUCACAGAAGAGUGAGCAAUAGAUUUAACAAGUUCUUAUUGUACCUGGGUAUGAGUACGAGUGCAGCCAGGGAGGUCAAGAUUAGUGAUUUCUGUCGUAUCAUUAGUGAGUUUGCUCUGGAGUAUCGUAGCGCUAGGGAACGCAUCAUAGAACAAGAGAAGAAGAAAGCCAACCAUCGGAAGAGGAACAAGACAAGGGGCAAGAUGAUCACAGAGAACUUUUCAAUUAGUAAAGACAGUGCAGAGGAUGCCAAGUUAAAGGAACUACUUAGCACCCAGCAAGGAACAGCGCCGGGUGAUGAGACGUUACAGAGCAGACAACGAGCUAGACCUUCAAUGAGCGGCCGUCUGAACAUGAGCAUGACGGCCGAUGAAGAAGUGGCCGAUGAACAAACUGACGAAAUGAUCCAAAUUCUUGUCAACACAGCCAAAAAUACCAGCUCACGAUCGGCCCCGCGAGAGCGUAAACGCACUCGCAACACCAACCGGAAAUCUCUCAGGAGAACAUUGAAGAGUGGAUUGACAGACGCGGAGAGACAAGCAUUGGGUCUCUUACACGCCAAGUCCUCGGAAGUCCACGUAUGAUGACCAACUGCCUCUGUUCCUAUGCUAAAGACUGGUAUACCCCCUUCUAUCCACUGCCGAUAGCACAUUGCAUUAUUGGAGAAAGACCUUGGGCGCGUUUCAUCAACAUUUUCAUCCAACAAGUUGUCAAAUCUGACAUCUUUCCCUGAUGUUGAUUGGCUGAGAGGCACUGUUAUUAUGGUAACUGUCGGAUAAAAUGGGACUUGUCAGAUAAAAAGUCCAACAAGUCCUCUUUCAUGAAAUGCCGGUUUGACUGUGAGAUGAGGUUGUUGAGUGCAUUAUAGGUCACACGCACCAGAUUCUUCAAGUUUGCAUUAUCAUCUUCUCAAUGUCUGUUCGGGCCAGAAGGCUGUUAAUCAGUCACCUAAUGUAACUAUGUGGUCCCUGUGCAAAGUCUGUGGAAAUUAUGGAAUUCCAGUCGUCGGGUUAAUAUCUCAGAUGUGCCCUUCGAAUACUGGGCUUUGUGAAUAUGUCUUUAUCCGGGGACCAUAGAGUAUGGAUUAAAAUCCCUACAGGUUCCAUAGGGAUAAUCUUGUUGCAACGACGCUCAGAAUCCUGAAAGAGAGGAUAUGAAAUGAUUGAAAUGCACUGCAGGAUCGCCUUGGGUGAUUCAAGUUUGGUGUUGGGUGUCAGUGUCAUUGUCAGAGCAUGAAUCAGGGUUGCGAACAACACUGACUGUGAUUCUGCAAGACUGAUACCAACCAUGCCAUUGAGAGCCGAACACCAAGUGACAUUGAUCCAAACACCAAACUCACCCAAGUUUGAUGUUAUGGUUAUUGCUGUAACAUCUUCUAACACUAACUCCAACUUUUAACACUAAACUUUAAAACACCCAGUGGAUAUUUCUUGUGCAUCUUAUACAUUUGUGUUAUGCUACCCAUUUGGUAAUGGGACUCCUACUCCGACAAUAAUAUUUAACUUAUCUUUUGAUGUAUGUAAAUAUUCAAAAGUUGUGCUCAACUAAUUAUUGCAAAGCUUUAUCCUAUGUCAAAGCUUUGCUGUUAACAUAUCAGGAUAAAUGUCCUUUUAUAAGAAAAUAUUGUAAUAUUGAGCUAUUUUUAAUCCAAAUAAACCGUUUCUCUGCUUGGAGAACAAUAAACGUGGCCUUAGAAGCAAUCUCUAUCAGUAUUUUCUUGAAUGAGGGCAAGUCAUAAUGUGAAAAUGUGUGAUGUGAUAUGAAGGGGGAUAUCAUGCUAUUGUGGCAUUAUAGAUACUGAAAUUGUUUUAUGCAAUCAUGUGAUUUGAUUAAGAGGAUAAUGGAUCAAAUCGCAAUGAUAAUCAUCACUUUGAUACCAGCUGAGAAUGCACAAAACUAACAAUGGAUAUUUAUGAAAGAAAAAAUAUUGUGAACCAGGAAGUUGAGCUUUCUUUUCAUCUAUUAUUUGGAAAAAUUGUGAUGUUUCAUUGUCUUUAUUUCACAAAGAGUUUUAUAUUUGCAAGUGGGUAUAGUGGGUGGAAGAAGUAGUGUGCAAUUUUGGUGUUUACCUUGUUCAUUUUAAUGUGUGUGUCUGUCUCAUUUGAAUUUACAAAUCAGAGAUAUUUUGUACAUUUUAAAGAUAUGUUAAUCAUCCUCUCUGCCAUGCCCUAUAUGAUUAUGCUUGAGAAGCAAGGAAUCGAUACUGAUUAAAAUAGAACCUAUAUGUUCUUGCUCUUCGGCAGGAGUAUUCAAACAGAAUUAUGAUAAAAACCAUCAGUGGUAAAAUUUUCAUAGUAUCGUAGAUGCAUUUUAUUCUGAAAUUGAAAAGAAAAAUAAAUUUUACAGAAAAUUACAUAUAUAGAUCUGCCACAAGUUGUAUUCUGAGGGUUGUCUGAAUGUAUCUGUUGAAGAAAAAGGAGAAAAUUAUUAAUAUCAUUUUGAAAUAUCAUCAUAUAUUUAAGACCUUUCCAGUGCAGUUUGAAAGUUGAAUGAUCUAUAGUUUGACUUAAAUUUUUUCUGGAAUUCAUUUUUGUUUUCUUUCUGUGCGUAAUUGCACAAAUUAAAAACAGUAAAACAUAUAAGAAAUAUUGAAUAAAAAGUUUGAAAAGAAAUAGAAUGACAAAAAAAAUUGAUGAAUUCUAUUGUCAUAAAUAUGUUGAUAAAAUAUACUGUUUUUCUAUGCAAGAAAAUUAUUGAAAUUUGUCUAUAGAGUUCUGUUCUUCUGUUAUUCAUAUCAAAAAUAAAUAUUCAAAAGCAUGGGUUGUAUAUUUUCUACUUCGAAAUGAAUUUAUAAAUGUGAUUGUAAAGAGAUUUCUUUUUUGUAAUGUAAAUUAUUGUACUUACGAUAUUUUAUCUCAUCUUUGCAUUGCUUAGAAGGAUUUUACCUAAUUGCAAAAUUUGCUGAAAUCCGGAAAUGUUGUCAAUAAAAGACCCAUGUGGUUGUGGCUUUCAAAGAAGGAAAGGAGGGAGAAUAAGAAGUAGGAAUUCAUCAUAAAGGUCUACAAUUCAUGAUUUUGUGUUUAUGUAACUCUUGUUACUAUCUUAUCUCGUGUUGUUAUGAUGAAACUCAUUGCUAUUUAAGAUGAUGUGGCAUUUGUAAUGAUUUUACUUCCAUAUAUUCAUUACUGACUUUUAUAGCAAUUAACUAUAUGCAAUUGAUGAAAUUUACAAUUUAAAUCAACUACAUCCCACUUUUCUUUUUUUGGUAUCAAGUUCUUAUCAACUACAUAUCGAUAUCAAUUUUAGCAGGGUGUUAAUUAAGCAAAACAAUUGUGAAUUGAAGAAAAUUCUCAGAAGUAAGAUAUCACUUCUUUACUUUUACCAAUUACCAUCACAUCAUCAUGAAUGGGAAUGACUAAACAAACUUUCAAAGAUUUCAUCAUCAAAUAUAAUAAUAUGAUAGCGUUGGAAGUAUCGUGCUCAAAACAUGAAUGGUAGAUCUUUUUAGAAGGAUUUAUCUACAUCUCUUGUAAAUGUUGAAAGUCUCUGAGUUUAAGGUGUGUUCUGAUUGGGUAUCAGUGUGUUGUCGUUUCUAUUAUUAUAUAUAAACAAAUCAGGAUGUUUUAUACAUUUAUGGAAUAUAUAUAUGUUAUUCAUUACAUGUAGAAAGCUUGCCUUAAAUACAUUUUGCAGGUGAUAAUGGUUUUGUUUUGUCCAUGCAUGGCACAUACAUUGUUUUAUUUAGAUCUAUCAGAUGUUCUUUUUUUUUGUUUUGCAUUCCAUUUCAUUGUUCAGUACAUCUGAAAGAUUAGUUUUUACUCUUAAGUCACCCAUAUAGGAUUAAUUUGCUAGUACACUUCAUUUAUGAUACAAAAAUGAUUUUAUUGUAUUCAAUGAGAAAUACACAUAAACCAUCAUUGGCCUGCAUCCAUUUCAUCCUGUUUAUGACAACCGCUACUCUGCAUUUUACCAUCAAAGCUAAUUUCAUUUAAUUCAUACCAUGAAAACCAUUACAUGGCUCUAGCCUUUUGUGAUAGCCCAUGCCACAGAUCCCCAUAAGGUGAUGCUUCAAAAGUAUUGUCCUAUAAACAUGUAUUUGAUUAGCUGUACCUAGAUAGUUGCCAGAAAUGUUUUAUUUAUUUAUACUCCACGUGCAUGAACAAUUUCUUUCUUAGAGUACAAUUUUGUGUAGAUUGUGUGCAAUUUUGAUGUGCAAAACAUGUGCCUGCAAAUUUUUACUCUAUAUUUCAUAAUAAAAAAACCACAAUUCUAAGGGUUAAAACGGUCUUCUGUUAGUCCCAAUUUCUUUUGAUGCUUCUGGGGUUUCUUUCGCUUCAAGAUUGUAAUCUCCUAGACGCUCAUAUUUGUUAUUGUCACAAUCAUUUUGCAAAGAUGUAGAUGAAGAUGUCACAUUUUAGAAGAAAAACAUAUGAAUAAUAAUAAAAUAAAAAAAUGUGCUUCCAUUUUUUUCCUUGAAUAA